AUGCUGUUCUGCAGUGCACCACCAGCUGAGUGCUAACUGGAUAAAAAAUGGCCAGAUCCUCUCCUGUUCCUACAGGGAGAUCUUAGAGCCCUGCCAUGGACAUUGAAACAACAGGUGCAGUGAAUGUCCUGCUGAAUUCCCAGCUCCAUCAGCGACACCAGAUUACCUGCUAGAAAGCACUGAGAACAAGCAAUCAAAGAUAAACUUCUCAAAAAUGUUUCAGGAAAAAACAACCCCUCCCUCCGCACCUAUACAGGUAACUUCUCUACCAAAUGAAAGCUAAAGAGUUUCUAUAGUCCUUGUUUUUGUAAAGCUUUAUACAAGGACUGUAUUCAUUGGAGAUUUAUGAAUAAUGGCAAGAUAGACUGAACGACUGUCAAAGACAUAGAUGAAAACAAAAAUUCUCCUAGCAAAUUGAUCGGCUAUGGCUUGCAAGAAAAGGACCUUCCUCGCAGUGAUAAAGACUCGUGAAGAAACGGAAGUGAAGCCAAUGGAAAAUUAGAUCUCAUGGAUGUAUAGCUCCCCGUUCCGGUAUGGAGUUAAGCAGGAAGAACAGAUCACUCCUCUCCGUGGUACUGAACCUACUGGCUUUGAGUUUCUCUGUGGCAGCUUUCUUUACAAGUUACUGGUGUGAGGGAACCCACAAAGUGGUGAAACCCCCCUGCCUGUCAGCGGUAAAAAGUAAGAACUGCCAAGUACUAAGUCUGAACAGCACCGCCACUAACAGCGACGUAACUGACAUCAAUGGGACAUUAGACCAGAAUCUUGUUCACUAUAACUGGGAAACUGGGGAUGAUAAAUAUGCCUUCAAGUACUUUCACACCGGGUUUUGGUUAUCCUGUGAAAAGCACCAAGGAGAAGAGGCGUGCCGCAGCUUUAUCGAAUUGUCUCCAGACUCUGAAAAAGGCGUCCUCUGGUUGUCCGUUAUCUCUGAGUUUUUAUACAUUAUAUUGCUCAGCCUCGGUUUUCUGCUCAUGUGCUUGGAAUUGUUCACUUCCAGUAACUUCAUAGAUGGGUUGAAAAUCAAUGCCUUUGCUGCUAUCAUUACCGUCUUGUCAGGACUUCUUGGCAUGGUAGCCCAUAUGAUGUACAUGACGGUUUUUCAGGUGACUGUAAACCUUGGACCAAAGGACUGGAGACCACAGACAUGGUAUUAUGGUUGGUCUUUUGGCCUGGCCUGGCUGUCCUUUACCUUAUGCAUGUCGGCCUCUGUUCUCACACUCAACACGUACACAAAAACGAUUCUGGAAUUUAAAUACCGAAGAAGGAUAUUUGAAAAGAAUGUGCGAGAAUGCAACCCCUUCCUGGACGCUGAAAUGGUGCGUUUCCUCUGGGAGAAGUACAUCUUCUCUGUUAGUGGCUCUCUCGAAGACCCUUUGAACUGGCACAAAGGAUUUGGCAGCCCAGUCUUUCUGGAUGUUGGCAGCAUCACUGAUCUUCCAGGAUCGGCAAAGAAAGAGGAAAGAAGGAUAGAAGUAGAGGACGAUGGAGAACAAUGCUGACUUAAAUCUAGAUAGAGUUGUACAUCAAAUCUGAGCAUAGUCCAUGUAACCUAUGAUGCUUCUCUGCCUCAGUGAAUAACAUACUGUAGUUGUAUUGUGAUAAAUAGAAAUAAUAUCGUUCAACACAAAAUGCACUGAAAAGAGGCAUGUACGAAACCAGAAAUGUCUCCAUACCAGUAAUCUUUCAGGAUGGAUAGAUUUUAUUGCAGCCUAGGAGAAAAACUAUA
Messenger RNA from Bufo gargarizans (Asiatic toad), 1729 nucleotides. RefSeq names its product germ cell-specific gene 1-like protein. The transcript has 6 exons. NCBI's taxonomy places the organism in Eukaryota, Metazoa, Chordata, Amphibia, Anura, Bufonidae. The record is from RefSeq and is a predicted model, not a curated record. The coding region runs from base 534 to 1502 and encodes 322 amino acids. Gene Ontology annotation, cellular component: plasma membrane.